This is a messenger RNA of Pomacea canaliculata, 2685 nucleotides long. RefSeq names its product adenylate kinase isoenzyme 6-like. The transcript is spliced from 4 exons. Gene Ontology annotation, molecular function: AMP kinase activity; ATP binding; ATP hydrolysis activity. Bases 97 to 630 code for a protein of 177 amino acids. Gene Ontology annotation, cellular component: cytoplasm; nucleus. Lineage: Eukaryota; Metazoa; Mollusca; Gastropoda; Architaenioglossa; Ampullariidae. The record is from RefSeq and is a predicted model, not a curated record.
UCAUGAUGUGCUCGGUAGUCGGUGGUGUGUAGGACGGAUAACUCCGAGUACAUCGCAUUGUGAGUGAAGUCCCUUGACCAGCAGCAUUCCCUGAAAAUGGCAUCGACAGGGCCACGUGGGCCAAACAUACUUAUCACAGGUACACCUGGAACAGGUAAAACAACUCUUGCCUCCGAAUUAGCACAGCGUACAGGUUUAAAUUACAUUGAUGUCAGCCAGUUGGCAACAGAACAGGAGCUUUUUGAUGGUUAUGAUGAUGAACUUCAGUGUCCGAUUCUAGACGAUGAUAGAGUUGUGGAUGAACUAGAAGAAGAAAUGUCUAAAGGAGGAAACAUUGUAGAUUAUCAUGGCUGUGAAUUUUUCCCUGAACGAUGGUUUGACAUUGUGUUUGUUCUGCGCACAGACAACUCUGUAUUAUAUGAAAGGCUCCAGCAGAGAGGGUAUACAGGAAAAAAGUUGGAGUCCAACAUAGAAUGUGAAAUUUUUCAAACAGUUCUUGAUGAAGCUAAGGAGUCAUAUCGUCCAGAAAUUGUUCAUGAGCUCCAGUCUAACACAUCUGAGCAGCUGGAAGACAACUUGGAAAAGGUGUUAGCAUGGAUAGCCAUGUGGCAGCCAACCCCAGUAACCUAGGUGUGCCUUGUGGAAAUAAUGACAGAAUCAAUUGCUUUUUCUUUUCCUUCAGAAAAAACACCACAAAGCACAGAAAAGGAAACAUGUCCACGUGCACCCACCCCCCCUAUAAUUGUACUAUUGUAAACUAUACUAGCACUGCAUUAGGGAUUGUAUUAUUGCUGUUAUGAUGAUGAUUUAGAUUUACGUCAAAAGUGCAGAGACUUUUAGAACCCAAAGCCCUGAUUAUUAAUGUGUAUUAAGAUAUUUGAUAUUUGAAAAAGUAAUAUAGAAAUUGCCCUAGUUAGGACCUGUAAGGACUGGGUGUCAAAGCUAAUGUUUAUAACAUAGACUGAUACUCAAAAUGUCACUGAUAACCUCAUGAAACAUUAACUCAUCAUAGCUAUGAUAAGAAAGUUUCCACUAAGUUAAAUGUAUAUAUGUAAUAUAUGCCAGUAAUUCUGAAGAUCACACACCUUAUAUGUGUUGAGUGUAUAUAAGCUAUGACCUGUGUACAUAAGCAGUUGUAUAGCAUUGUGGAAGAAGGUUGGAAAAUAAAUGUAAAUAUCAAUCACAACACAUUUUGGUUUGGAAAGAAUACAGAAAUAAUGCAGUCAAGUUUCAUUUAGGAUCAUCCAUUUUUUUAUUUGUUGUACAAUUUCUACUGUUCAUAUUGCUCAGUAUAUGACAGUUGUAGUAAUGGGCAAUGCAAGUGUACAUUUGCUCUGAUUGAAAGUGAAAUUUAGUCAACUAUCUAGUAUUAAUCCCGUUCAGAACAAGUAUCACAUUUUAAAAAAAGUGUGAAGACAGGAGAAUGGGUAAGGGAUAAAUGGAGUGAGGGUAGAAAAUAGACAUAAAUGAAUAUUAAAGAAAAGAAAGUCAGAGACAACAGUGUCUUCUGUAAAUAAUUUUAUCAGCGUAUGAGGAACCUAUUAACAGGAAUUUGUAAUAUUUUGUUACAAAAAAUAACAUUCAGGUAAACUGUACUUAUUAGAAAUUUGGAAUAUCAAGACAAUGGGUAAGGCUAAACCUAUAAAAGGUUUAGUUUUUUAAUUUUUGAAAAUGUUGCAGCAUUUCUGCUCAAAAGAAAACAGUUCUGUUGUGUUUAGUAUUUUCAUUCACUGAGCUUGAGGUUUGCUGCUGUAUUUUACUUUUUAAAAAUCUACUCUAAGAUCUGAAUCACUGUUAACAGAGUUACACAUGGAUUUAGACAUGUACAAGGAAGAUGAAUAUCUAUGUAUGGCUUUCUUUUCAUAAAUUUAUUUUCUAAGAAAAAUUGUAAGGCAAAGUUUUGGUAAAACUUUUUUUGUGAAUGGGUUCAAGUCAAACACAAUCAUUUAAGAAACAUUAUAUGCAGUAGUUGUGACAAAAAGAAGCCAUAUGAAUUAACAUGAACGUCUGUAAAAAGCAUUCUAGCAGAAAGCUAUUUAUAGCACUCAAAUCAGAAGGCACACCAUUUUUUCUCUUGUUGUGCAGUUAUCUUUCCCCAGCGAGCUCAACUGUUGGCAGUGGGUACCUGACCAUAGAGGGCAUGGGGAAAGUAAGGCAUAGAGGGAGAGGGCAUUACACUCACAAAAAGCUGGCCUCAAGAAAAUUGUGGUGUCUUAACACCUUACUCUCCAACAACCAAAUGUCAAGAAAUGAUCUUUACAGUUUUAGCUACAGAGCACCCAAAAGGAACUGUUUUGGGUCUUUAUUGUAAUGGUGUUUUCAAUUCUUUAAAAAAGUUUUUUUUCUUUCAAAGAUGUCCAAGCAAUGUGGCCAAAUGGUUUAUUAAAGUACAGUUAGGACAAUCAGUUCAGGCCCUAACCUGGCUGAUUAUUGGAGAUAGGGUUGGACAGAAGCAGCAGCUGAUGGGAUGGAUCUCAUCAGACAUAAUUCUAGUCUGGCAUCAUGUCACUAAAGAUGCUUCUGGGAAUACUUCCAAUAAGUGGAGUAGGUGUGCUGCUCUUUUCAGUUCAGUAGUCGCAGAAUGUGGCAGGAAUGACCCUGUAUGUCAAUUUUAAUUUCCAUUGGUGUGUGCCAGAUUGUGAUUUUAUAUCUGAUUGAAAAAUAUAAUACAUUAUUUUAUACAGG